This is a messenger RNA of Jatropha curcas, 1411 nucleotides long. RefSeq names its product Duplicated homeodomain-like superfamily protein (gene RAX2). The record is from RefSeq and is a predicted model, not a curated record. NCBI's taxonomy places the organism in Eukaryota, Viridiplantae, Streptophyta, Magnoliopsida, Malpighiales, Euphorbiaceae.
AUAGGCUAUCAUUUUCACUUUCUUAUAUUGUAUCUCAUUACUUGAGCAGACUUUGGAUUCUUGAAUGACUGAAGUUAAAGAAAGAAAGAGAAAGGCUGAGUAAAUUUAAAAGGUGUACAAAAACCCACAAGUCUCCUCUCACAGUCACAACCUUCAAGUUUCAAAGUGGAAGCUUUGAGAGAAGAAGAGAGAUGGGUAGAGCUCCAUGUUGUGAUAAGGCUAAUGUGAAGAAAGGGCCAUGGGCACCAGAAGAAGAUGCAAAGCUUAAAGAAUAUAUAGAGAAACAUGGAACUGGAGGGAAUUGGAUUUCUCUUCCACAAAAGGCUGGUCUUAAACGAUGUGGAAAAAGCUGUAGAUUAAGGUGGCUUAACUAUCUCAGACCAAACAUCAAACAUGGAGAUUUCUCCGAUGAUGAAGAUAGAAUAAUCUGUACUCUCUACGCCAACAUUGGAAGCAGAUGGUCAAUAAUAGCAGCUCAGUUGCCAGGCAGGACUGAUAAUGAUAUCAAGAACUACUGGAACACUAAACUGAAGAAGAAACUUAUGGGUAUUAUUAUUCAUAACCAUAAUAAUCAUCCUGUUUCUUCCAGAAAAUUACCCCACCACUUAAUUACUACAACCAGUUUCUCUUCUCUUCUUCAACCUAAUUCUUCAUUACCAUCAUCACCAUCUACUGCACUAUCAUCAUCAUCAUCAUCAUCGCCAUAUACCCUAGCUAGGUCUUUCAGUUCUGAUCAACCCCUUUUUCCAUUUUCAAGUCCUUUGGGCAACAAUAAUAAUAUUCCUGCAAAUAUGCUCCAAACCCAAGAAAGCCUUUUUGGUGGUAUGCAAAACUAUAGUCAAGUGAAAGAAAGUUCUCUUUUAAUGUUUGGAGGUGAAGCUAGCUGCAGUUCUUCUGAUGGGAGCCAUGGCGGUGCAAGUAAUAAUGAAGAAAUGGGUUUUCAAAGUUAUUUAUAUAAUGGGGUUGAAGAGAGCCAGAAGUUAUUACUGCCUGGUGGUGGUGGUGGUGGUGGUGGGUGGUGGGAGAAGCAAAAUGGUUUAUGGGGGGGAAAUGCAAAUACAAUUAUGGAUUAUGGAUUAGAAGAGAUUAAGCAGCUAAUUAGUAGUGGUAGUAGUAGCAUUUGUAACAACUUUUUGUUUGAAGAAAACAAGACAGAGGAAAGGGUCAUGUACUACUACUGAUGCUGACUGUGAGAGUGAGUAAAAUCACAAAGAUUUGAAGUGGUAAAAGAAAGAAAGAAAGAAGGGAUGUGAUAUAUAAUAUAUAUAUUAUGGUAGAUUUUGAAUUGAAAACUUUUAUUGAAAGUUUUUUCAGAUUUUGUUGGAAUGGGAUUUGGUGUUUUCCCAUUUUUUAAUUUUUCUUUUGACAGUACAUGGUAAAAGCUUUUCUUUGUGCAUCUCUUUUUGGGAAA